This is a messenger RNA of Annulohypoxylon truncatum, 3356 nucleotides long. RefSeq lists its product as uncharacterized. Gene Ontology annotation, biological process: DNA replication initiation; mitotic G2 DNA damage checkpoint signaling; mitotic DNA replication checkpoint signaling. Bases 350 to 3013 code for a protein of 887 amino acids. The transcript is spliced from 3 exons. The record is from RefSeq and is a predicted model, not a curated record. NCBI's taxonomy places the organism in Eukaryota, Fungi, Ascomycota, Sordariomycetes, Xylariales, Hypoxylaceae.
UUGAAUCUGCCAACCUGGCUCUGGAGGUGCGCGGUACCCCGCUAACCCCGCUAGCUGCGAAGCUUAAAGAGCGUAUCCAUUCAUGGACAUUACCCGUUUAGGUAAUAUACUUAGGUACAAGGAUACGUCACUUCAAAAGCCACACGCGACUCGACCCAUACAUUUUUCCAAAUAUCAAUUUAGACCGUUUGACGCGACUCCACUUUCCAAACUCGACGCGCCUGGAUUAAAUGUUAAUAUGCAACUCCCGAUCCAGAGCCACUAAUCAACCUUACGUUAACAAUACACAUCUCGCUACAAUGCCUUGCUGCCGUUGAUAGCACUCGAAGACCGCUGAAAACCCGAAGAGAUGACAGAGUCCUCUCCAGCGCCAGAUAGGCCAUUCGACCCGUCUAAACCUUUUGAAGGCCUGGUACUCUGCUGUACCAGUAUCGAGGCCGACCUGCGCACCGAGAUUGCGCAACGAACAGCGGAUCUGGGCGGCAUUCACAAGUACGACCUCACGCCGGAUGUCACCCACCUAAUCGUCGGAGACUACGACACAGCAAAGUAUCGCCAUGUCGCAAGGGAGAGGCCCGAUAUUAAGCCAAUGGCUGCUGGUUGGGUUGACGCAGUGCGGGCGUUAUGGCUAGAGGACAAAGAAUUCGAUUUCGCUGCGCUGGAAAAUACCUGGAGGCUGAAGACGUUUGAAAAAGGUGGCGGUAUCCCUAACAGCCCGUUCGUCGAACGAAGAGAGAGGAUGAGGUUAAUAUGUUGUUUGACCGGCUUCGAGAACAAUGAAUUACGCUCUACGAUUGAGAGAAUGGUUAAAGCGAACGGUGGCGAAUACCUCGGCGAUCUCUCCAGAGCCGUCACCCAUCUCAUCGUAAACAAACCCGAAGGGAAGAAAUAUAUUGCUGCACGGAAGUGGCGGAUAAGGACCGUCUCUAUCGAGUGGCUACACGACAGUAUCGAGCGAGGUAUGAUCCUCAACGAGGAGUGUUACGAUCCGACGUUGCCUGCCGAAGAACGAGGAAAAGGAGCAUGGAUAAAGAGAGACCUAAAGCGGGGUGCUUCCCUCGGCAAGAGGUUGCGCGAUGGUGUGGCUGGCCCUUCGGCCGACGAAGGCCGGAGGAAAUUAAGGAAAACUGCAAGCAUGAAACUAACCAGCCAGAAAGACAACCCUUGGGGUGAUAUUCUUGUCAACCAAUCGUCGACCGACCUAUCCAGAUCAAUGAUUACUACUAGUGCUGAUGAGACAGCUACUAGCGUACCCCUUAACUCGCACUCAGCAGACUUCAACACACCUGGUGUUGAGGUUCCGCAGCUCGCACAGCCGAAUCACGUCAAACAGGUUGACGCCGGCGUCUUUUUCUCAUGCCGCUUCUUCGUCCAUGGUUUUCCUCAGAACAAGCAGGAAAUUCUGAGUCAUCAUAUCUUGUCUCACGACGGGCAAGUAUCGCGGUCUAUCGAAGACGCCGCCUCGCCUAGCCAUGGCGAAUCAUUAGAUCGGCGCUAUCUCAUUGUCCCCCAGACGUCUCAGCCUGAUUCUCAUCCUGAGCUUCCGGAAGGAAUGCACAUCGUCACCGAAUUCUACAUUGAACGAUGUGUUCAUAACAAAACCCUCUACAAGCCAAAUGAGCAUGUACUAGGGCAACCAUUUCCCCGGUUUCCUAUCGAAGGGUUUCGUGGCUUAACAAUAUGCACAGCUGGUUUUAGGAAUGAGCAGUUGAAUCAAGUAGAAAAGGCCAUUACCCAGGUUGGCGCGAAAUAUUCCGAGCGACUAAAUCCACAGUGUUCAUUACUGGUCUGUCCUUCUCUAGACGCAGUUAGGAAGCAGAAACUGGAUUUUGCCAUAAUUUCGAAGAUACCGAUUGUCAGUGCCGAUUGGUUAUGGCAGUGUAUAACGACGGGUUGCCUUGUGCCGUGGGAGGAUUCUCUAUUCAAAGAACUCACCCAGCAGGUGUCUGUACCACGGGAGGCCCCCAAGAACAAGGAAAAGGGUACAGUUACAAGCUCAAAAACAGAGCGCGUUCACAAGAAAAUCCCUAAUGCGCGACCAUCAGCACCAACGUCUGCAUCAACAAUGAAACAUGGAAUCGAUAUGACCGCAUUCGAUGACGAUACUCCCAUGCUCCAAGAUACGGAUGUGCAAGAGCAGGAAACCAACGAGACCAACUAUGAGACAGCUCUUACUCAUCAAACGGAGGACAUCAACACGGAGCCCACAACAAUCCCUGAACCACUAUCGGAAAUAACAUCGAAUGCCCUGAACAAGUCCCCAUCUCCACAGAAAGUAUCUCCGCAGAAGACAACUCCUACGCCGCGAAAGUUUAAACGUGUCCCGACGGGAGGCGAAGUAGGAGACUCUGAAGGCGGUGACGAUUCCGACACACCCAUUUUCCCAUUAGAAGAGAAAGAUAUCUCUGUGGGAAAGGAGGAGGAGGAGGAGGAGAAGGAAGAGCAAAGGCGGCAGACUGAACGAGCCAAGGCGGCAGAACGCGAAGAAAUGUCGAAACGAUUGAAUUCUCUCGUGUCUCGCGAUGGGUUAGCUCCAGAAGCCGAUAACUUAAAGCCGCAACCAGCCCCAGCGCAACAACGUCGAAAGCGCAAGAUCCUCGGCCGUGCAGCAAGUAAUGUCUCGGCGACAUCAAGUGCGAGCGCGGAAUCAUUUAGCCACGCGAGCAGUUUCAAGUCUAAUUCUAGGAGAACGGAAUCCAUAGCACCUCGCCUAGACUCAGCGCAGACCACGGCGGGUGCUUUUGGGCUUCUAGGUAAGAUGAUGAUGGAACAAAACGACGAUGGUAAUCAUACAAGGGACGGUGAUAGCCCGCCGCGCGCUACGCAGCUCGCAUACGACAAGUCCGAGUCCCUGCAACAUCGUGCCGCUGUUGUAGGUCGUAUCAGCAAGCAGGAUAGCCUAGAGAAUGACAAGCCAAAGGAAAAAGUAUCUUUAGCAAGCUUAAAGAAUGAGGCAGGGUUAAGUGGUAAUACGCAAAGGUCUUCGACGAGAAGAAGUGCAAAACGACGAUGAUCUUGUAUAUACUUGAUGAUUCAGGCAUGAAAUGAAUGAUGUGUAAAGUCAAGCAUAUUGAAUAGUAUUCAGCAAGUGUUUAGAUGUCUACUAGGUGAAUAGGCCAAGCGAAGGUUCGGUAACUCGGGCUUAUUUGAAAUAUAUUGCUUGACUAUCGGGUAUCGAUUGUAUCCUACAAGUAAUCUCUUUGCUUUCCUGAUUCCCAGCAUCACUCAUAGACUACAAUAAUCUACCAUUAAAUCGGAAGGCUACCUAGAGGACAGCCCGAGAGAAGAUGAUCCCGGUUCCGUCCAAAUCGAAAGGAGGACAUGUGAUACCCCCAGAGCUCAACUAGCGAACUGGC